Messenger RNA from Medioppia subpectinata, 1197 nucleotides. The record is from the annotation of a GenBank genome assembly. Lineage: Eukaryota; Metazoa; Arthropoda; Arachnida; Sarcoptiformes; Oppiidae.
AUGACGAUUGGAUGUGAAAAUAAUGACAAUAUUUCAAUCAUUCAAACAAUUGAUUGCAAUUCAAUCAAAAUCAGUGAUAAAAUGCUAACCAAAAGUGGUUUAAUUAGUAAAUCCAAUGAUUAUUUUCAUUGUUUUUGGUCUAAUUGUCAAUUCAAGACAAUAUAUAGAAAAUCUUUAACUAGACAUCAAUCAAUUCAUUCGGAAAUAAAACAAUUUAAAUGUGAUUUCAAUAAUUGCAAUAAAAGUUUUAAACGAAAAUCAUAUUUAAAUCUACAUAUAAAUUACAUUCAUUUGAAUCGUGGUAAAGUACUGCAAUGUUUUUGGCCUAAAUGUCAAUAUAAAACAACAAUUAAAGGCAAUUUUAUUCAACACAAAUUCCUUCAUUCAAAUAACAAACAAUAUAAAUGUGAUUUUAAAGAUUGUGAUAAAAUUCAUCACAAAAAUGCCAAUCAUUUAAAUAAUAAGAAAAAAUUUGUUUGUGAUGUCAAUGAAUGCAACAAAGAGUUUACCCGAAAACUAUACUUAAUUAAUCACAAAACUUGUGUUCAUUCGAUUGAAAAGCCAUUCAAAUGUAAUGAAGAAAAUUGUGGCAAAAUGUUUGCUAAAGAAUACCUAUUAAAUACACACAAACGCAUUCAUUCGGGAGAAAAAUCAUAUAUUUGUGAUUUCAACGGAUGUAAUGCAAGCUUUAAAAGAGUUAAUCAUUUAUCUCAACACAAAAGUAAUGUUCAUUUGAAUGAAAGGCUAAUCAAAUGUGAUUUUCCCGAUUGUAAGCAAACAUUCAAACAAACCAAUCAUUUGGUCGCUCAUAAAAAUAGCAUUCAUUUAAAACUUAGAUUUGUUUGUGAGUUUAAUGACUGUAACAAAAGCUUUGCAGACAAAUACAGAUUACUUCAGCACAAAAAGUUUGUUCAUUUAAACGAUAAUAAAUUUAAAUGUAAUGAAGAAAAUUGCGGCAAAAAAUUUAUAUCAAAUUCAGCACUCAAUGUCCACAAACGCAUACAUUCGGGAGAAAAGCCAUUUGUUUGUGAUUUCAAAGAUUGUAAUAUGAGUUUUCAUAAAAUGUCAUAUUUAACAGACCAUAAGAGCACUCAUUUAACUGUUAAACAAUUUAAAUGUCAUUAUAAGGAUUGUGGCGGAAGUUAUGCCAGCAAUCGAUAUCUUCAAAGACAUGUUAGAUAUGUUCAUAAAAAAUAA